Messenger RNA from Gadus macrocephalus (Pacific cod), 3657 nucleotides. It is a transcript of the gene sh3bp5b, whose product is annotated as SH3-domain binding protein 5b (BTK-associated). NCBI's taxonomy places the organism in Eukaryota, Metazoa, Chordata, Actinopteri, Gadiformes, Gadidae. The transcript is spliced from 10 exons. Gene Ontology annotation, cellular component: cytoplasm. Gene Ontology annotation, molecular function: protein kinase inhibitor activity. The record is from RefSeq and is a predicted model, not a curated record. Bases 506 to 1912 code for a protein of 468 amino acids. Gene Ontology annotation, biological process: negative regulation of protein tyrosine kinase activity; intracellular signal transduction.
ACAUGUUUGCUAUUAUAAUCGUUUGUUCAUCAUCGAUUUUUAUUUAAUGUCCGCAAAAAGUCCCUGUUCAAUCUCGUCGUCCAAUAGUUCGAGCCAUAGACGUCGGGUGUUGUAGGAGGCUAGUUGAGCUGGAGGCAUGGCCGUGUACGUGAAGGGGGCGUUCCCUCCAGACCUGCUGAGCUCCGAGGUCACCGCCGUCAGACACGUUCUCGCCCGCUACGGAGAGAGGAGCACCGAGCAAGGACGUCACGUCACAGCGGGAUAUUCCUCCUCGCGAUGCCUUCCGUGGAAAGACUUUACUGAGAAUACAAGCUGACUAAAGACAAAAUAAAACCUUAGGCUUGUUGUAUUCUAUUCUCAUAUACUAUCUGCCGUGUUCCUCUGUGUAUGAGGCUGAUCUAGCGUCGCGCCUGGUCUCGCCGUCUCUGCGCGUGUCUCAACGUAGACCCGGCCGGCUUUGUUCGAUUUUUGACAGCAGUAGCCUCUACUCGUUACCGCUACCGACAUGGACCGUUCAGAGAGGGACAACCGAUCAGACGAGGAAACCGAAUACGAAGAGGAGGAGAUGGAUCCUAGGAUCCAGGGAGAGCUGGAGAAACUUAACCAGUCCACAGACGCCAUCAACAGAUGUGAAACUGAACUGGAGAGCGCCAGGCAGAGGUUCCGCUCUGUGCUGGUGGAGGCCACCCUGAAGCUGGACGAGCUGCUGAAGAAGAUCGGGAAGGCAGUGGACGAGUCCAAGCCCUACUGGGAGGCCCGCAGGGUGGCUAGACAGGCCCAGCUAGAGGCCCAGAAGGCCACCCAGGACUUCCAGAGGGCGGCGGAGGUGCUGCGGGCCGCCAAGGAGACCAUCUCCCUGGCCGAGCAGCGGCUGCUGGAGGAGGACCACAGGCAGUUCGACUCGGCCUGGCAGGAGAUGCUCAACCACGCCACCCAGCGGGUGAUGGAGGCGGAGCACACCAAGACUCGGAGUGAGCUGGUGCACAAGGAGACGGCGGCCAAGUACACCGCCGCCAUGAGUCACAUGAAACAGCUGGAGAAGAAACUCAAACGCACCAUCAACAAGUCCAAGCCAUACUUUGAGAUGAAGGCUAAAUAUUACCUGCAGCUAGAGCACUUGAAGCAGAAGGUGGAUGACCUGCAGGCCAGGCUCUGCCAGGCCAAGGGCCAGUACAAGGGGGCCCUCAGAAGCCUGGAGGUGAUCUCAGACCAGAUCCACGAGCGCCGCCGCUCCAGUGCCAUGGGCCCGCGGGGCCGGGGCGUCGGUGCAGAGGUGGACGGUGUUGCCUCGGAGACGGACGAAGGCUCUAUAAGCUCGGUGUGUCUGGAGGAGGAGGUGUUUGGCGGCGGCGGCGGCAGCAGCCUCAUGUCCGAGGAGGACUCAGACACCCACUCCCUCUGCAGCCUGGGCUCCUCUCCCACCACCCCCCUGGACAUCCUCUCUCCUUAUUCCUUCACAGGCUCCUCCUGCUCCUCCUCCUGCUCCUCCUCCUCCACCUGCUCCACGUCGUCCGCCAGCCCCUCCCCUUCACCGUCGCCCUCCUCCACCUCCUCGUCCUCGUCUCCGGCCCAGUCGUCGAGGCCCUGCAGCCUGGACCUCCCCGGCCCCGCCUCGAUGGCCGGCCUGGGCCUGGUGUCCCCCGUGCUGGGUCCUCGCAGCCAGUGCAGCGGGGCCUCGUCCCCGGAGUGUGACCUGGAGAGAGGUGACCGGGCGGAGGGUGCAGAAGGCAGCCAGGACGUCCCCUCCACUAGCAGCAGCAGCAGCAGCAGCCGCAGCUCCACUGGCCCCAAAAAGACCCUCAGCCUGGAGGGGCGCUUCAGCUUCCUCAACCUACGCCGUCCGCGAGCCAACACCACCAAACCGGCGGCCGCGGGGCCCAGUCCAGCCGUGGUACUGGUGAAUGGAGUCUAGGGAAGGGGCAUGAGAGGGAGCGGGGAGGGAGAGGAGUUCAUCGCACCACCUCUGACUCAUAUUCUAUGUUUUGAAAAAUGUACCAGUUUGGACUACUACGAGAGCGUCCAUGUUGGCUCAACAGUGAACUGCUAGGGAAGGCGUCCAUAUUGGCUCUGCAGUGAACCGCUAUUGGGGGCGUCCAUGUUGGCUCUGCAGUGAACUGCUAGGGAAGGCGUCCAUAUUGGCUCUGCAGUGAACCACUAUUGGGGCGUCCAUGUUGGCUCUGCAUUGAACUGCUAUGAGGAGCGUCCAUGUUGGCUCUGCAUUGAACUGCUAUGGUGAGCGCCCAUGUUGGCUCUGCAUUGAACUGCUAUGGGGAGCGUCCAUGUUGGCUCUGCAGUGAACUGCUAUUGGGAGCGUCCAUGUUGGCUCUGCAUUGAACUGCUAUGGGGAGCGCCCAUGUUGGCUCUGCAUUGAACUGCUAUGGGGAGCGUCCAUGUUGGCUCUGCAGUGAACCGCUAUGGGGAGCGUCCAUGUUGGCUCUGCAGUGAACCGCUAUGGGGAGCGUCCAUGUUGGCUCUGCAGUGAACCGCUAUGGGGAGCGUUGUAAACGGAGGACCCUUAACGUUGGACGACGCUGAUGGAUGUGACUCCUAUGUUGUAGGAGUGAAAGACUGGACCGUGAGGAACAGGUGCUGUUCGCUGAAGGGGAUGGGAGGAGAACAGAGACAAACGUUUGUCCUAGUGUUAUGUUUUUCGUACUUUUUGUGUUAGCAUUUUUUUUUUACACUCGCAAAGAGGAACUGCUGUUCUUGUCUCAGACAAAAAAUGAUAAAGACACAAAAGUAGCCUGGACAUAACACUGAGUCUGAGAAUUCUAACAAUAAGUGUUGUCUAUGCUUCAUAUUACAGCAUUGGGAUUAUAAGUAAAUAUCAAAAUCAAGUGGGUUGUUCUUGUGCAUGUCUGUGCCAUUUAUCUUUUGAAUCCAUGAAAGUGUUGUCAUGGUAAAAGGAUUACGUAUAAAUUACGCGUCUUCUUCUACUUGUGGUUGUACUGAAAGACUGCAAAUUAUGAAACGAAAAUGGCCAGUGCUGAACAAUGAACAUUGAGUAUACUCCUAAACCUUACUAAAGGGGCAUUAUCAUGUAUGUACUAGUAUUCAUUAAGAGAUAAUGAAUACUAAUGCUUUUUAUGAUGGUGAACUUCAGAUACAAUUUAGCAGCAAGAAUUGUUGCAGUUGUGUGCUAAAAGUCUGUUAGAUGUGUGUCUCAACUGUAAUAAUUGCGUCUUUCACUGCCAGUCUCAAAUCAUCAAAUAUUCUUCAGCCAUACCACUAAAGCAUCAUUUGAUACUGAAUGUUAGCAUAUAGCUAAUGUGGUGACAAUGGGUUUUCUUUAAGGAAUGUGACCAACUCAAAAAAAGACUGCUUCCCAAACUCCGGAAGAACCUCCUCCAGCCCUCUGAACAAAUCAUCAGUUUGAAGUUGAACCGUUUCACCACCCUCUUUCCUUGCUUCUCUUGGUGCCUGGAUAAAAGAAGUGGUUAAAAAUGUACGCAAGCUUCUGCAUUCUGUGAUAUUUUCCAGGCUAUGUUUCUGUAAAAAGAAGAGUGAAUUUACAGGACUAUAUUUGUGUAAUUGUCAAUGUUUUGUAUGUUAGAUUUAGUAUGUCUCCUACAGUGUGCAUUUAUUUUUCUAGUGGGUUGUGCUUCACAUGUUUUUUUUUUAAUUUCAGGUAAGAGUCAAAUAAACAAUUGCUGAGCA